AUGGCAGAUAUUGAAAAGUUAAAAGUUAAAAGAGCAGCUAUUAGAAUGACGACAACUAAACUAAUUAAAAAAAUAGAUGACUUUUUGGUGAAGAUUGAAACUUGCAGCGAGGAUAAUGAUACUAAGUCGAGUAUUUUGAAAGAGUUUCAUGAGCAAUUACUUGAGAAAGAAAAAGGUCUGAAAAUUGUGAAUUUGGAUAUUGAAGCGUAUUUACCGCUAGAUGAAAUUGAAAAGGAUUGUACUAUUUCCGAAGAAUAUUCGGAAAAUAUAGUACUUUGGAAACAACGAAUAAAAAAUAAAAUAGAACUUUUAGAGGCUAAAACUAACAAUUCCAGUUCAGUUAAUUCCUCAGAAUUAAAUGUUCAGAAUGUUAGGACUGUAAAAUUGCCUCGAUUAAACAUUAAAACUUACUAUGGGGAUCCAACAUUUUUGGGAGGUGCUGCAGCAAAUUGCAUUAAAGGUUUUACUUUAUCAGAAGAAAAUUACGAUUCGGCUAUUGAAUUACUAAAAAAGCGUUUUGGUAAUACACAUACUUUGAUUCAGUUACACAUGAAUAAUUUAUUGAAAAUUCCUGCUGUGUAUAAUUCAAGGGAUUUAAAUAGGUUGCGAAUUUUUUUUGAUAAAGUGGAAGUUCAAAUUAGGAAUUUGAAAAGUUUAGGCAUUGAAAUAGAUUCAUACUGUAAUUUGUUAACACCAAUCAUACUUGAUCGUGUUCCUAGAGAUCUUGUUUUGGAAUUCAAUAGAAAAUAUUCGGAAGGGUAUAAAUUUCAGGACGUUCUUACUUUCUUAGAAAGUGAAAUUCAAUCGCGUGAACGUGCAUUACUUGUGCAAUUAAGGUCGGAAUCGUUUAAAUCUGGUUCAGAAAAUUCGGAUAAGAAUGAUUGUAAAAAUGGGUCAAGUAACAGUAAGAGUUAUAAAAACUAUGCUGCAACAGCAAACUAUGUGGCUAGUACAAAAAAGCAUUGUGUAUUUUGUAAUAGUCCAGAUCAUGAGUUUUGUGAGUAUAAAACUAUCGAAGAUCGUAGAAAUAAUUACGUUUUAUGUGAAAAUGCUAAGAAUAAACCUUUAAGUAAUGACAAAGUUAAUGAACAAAAUAACUCUGUUGUGACGCAAUGUAAUUCGUCGGCUUUAAAAUCAAAUAUUUUAUUGCUUACAUGUUCAGUGAUUGCAAGUGCAGGUAAAGAUUCAAAUUCUGUAGAAAUUGCUCGAGUACUUUUAGAUAACGGUUCUGAAAGAUCUUGGAUCACAAAAUCUUUAGCAAGUCGUUUAAAAUUAGAUAUAGUUAGAAGGGAAAGGCUUUCAGUUUAUUCUUUCGGUUCGGUAAAAACAUCGGAAAGAAUUUAUGAGGUUGCAAAACUUAAACCAUCAAAUAGAAAUAAUUCUGAAUCAUCAAUUGAAAUUGAAGUUUUAGUAACGCAAACAAUAACUUCAGCAUCCUUAGCGGUACCUAAUGUCAACGUUCAAAAUGCAUUGCAACAGAAAGGCUUGUUCCUUGCAGAUAUGUGUAAUAGUGACAAUGAAAUUGAAGUUUUAAUUGGAGGGGAUGUGUUUUGGGGUAUAAUUUGCGAUUCAAAAGUGUUCAAAAUAAAUGAAACAUUAAGUUGCGUACCAACGAUGUUUGGGUUAGCUAUUCAGGGGGUCCAACAAAAUUGCAAUUCAAGCUUCGUAGGAGUUUUGGCUACGGAUUGCGUAAUUGCAAAGGAUGUUCAGGUUCUUUGGGAUCUUGAUGUUUUAGGUAUCACAGAUAAGGAAGAAUUAACUUUAACAGAUAAGCGUAUAAUAGAUAGAUUUCAAUCAAAUUUAAAAUUCAUUCAGGGUAGAUAUGAAACACGAUUGCUAUGGAAAUUUUCCCCGAUUGAGUUAGGGAAUAACUUUUGUAAUGCAAAGAAAAGAUCUGAUGAAUUGCAAAUAAUUCUUCGGAAGGAUGAAUGGUUGGCUAAAGAAUAUAAUAAAAUUAUUGAGGAACAAGAACGGCUAGGUAUAGUUCAGGAAUGUAUUAGAACUGAAAACGAAUACUUUAUGCCACAUCGUAAUGUUGUUAGGAUUGAUAAGGAUACGACUAAAGUGAGACUCGUUUUUAAUUGUAGUUCAAAAUUAAAGCAAAAUAUUUCGUUAAAUGAUGCGUUAGAAUGUGGUCCAAAUUUAAACGCUAACAUUCUUGAUAUUAUGUUAAACUUUAGGAAGUUUAAAAUUGCAUUCAAUGCAGACAUUGAAAAGGCUUUCCUUAUGAUUAGUAUUGCAAAAAAUGAUCGUAACUAUUUGAAAUUUAUUUGGGCUUCAAAUAACUCUGAGGGAUAUAAAAUUAUGCAAAUGAAUCGAUUACCAUUCGGUUGUACAAUGUCAAAUUUUGUUCUCAGUGCUACAAUUAAAACUCGCAUAAAAAAAUAUGAAGAUAAUAGGCGUACAACUGUUGAAAUGUUGAAAAGUUCAUUGUACGUCGAUGAUUUGUAUUUUGGAGCUGAAAGCGUGGAAGAAGCAUUUCAGUUGUCGUCUGAUGCCGUAUCAGUUUUGAAAGAUGGGGGUUUCAACUUAAGAAAGCUCAGAUCUAAUUCAGUUGAAUUGGAAUCUUUAUGGGUUGACCAGGGUCUGAGUACUAGUGAGUGCUUGGAAAAUUGUCAGUUAAAAGUGUUGGGGUUGAAUUGGAAUACUAAGGAGGACAGUUUGUCAUUAGAUGUAAAAUCUUUGUUGAGUAAUUUAUCUUCGUUGAAAAAUACUAAGCGUUGUGUGCUGCAGACAGCCGCAAUGAUAUUUGAUCCAAUGGGUUUUUUGUCUCCUUUUGUUGUAAGAAUUAGAUGUUUAAUGCAAGAUAUUUGGAAAAUAGGUGCAGAUUGGGAUGAUGAAUUGCCAGAGAAUUUGACUUUGAAGUGGAGGAAGUGGUAUGGGGAGAUUAAAGGUUUAGAUUUCAUAACGGUAGAAAGAUAUUUCUUUUUAAAUGUGAGUGACCUUAGGGAUUCUGUUGAAAUACACAUAUUUUCGGACGCGUCAUUAGUGGCUUAUGGUGCGGUUGCAUACUUUAGGUAUAGCAAUAAGAAGGGUGAAGUUUCGACGUCCUUUAUAAUGUCAAAAGUCAGAGUGGCACCGUUGAAAAAAUUAACGCUUCCGAGACUGGAAUUGUUAGGAGUGUUAGUGGCUGCAAAAUUGUGUAAAUAUUUGUCUGGUUUAUUUAAUAAUUUGUCUGAUAGAGUAAUAUUAUGGACGGAUUCAGAAAUCUGUCUGUGUUGGAUUAGAGGUUCAUUUAGGGAGUGGAAACAAUUUGUUGCAAAUCGUAUUUGUCUUAUUCAAGAUUUGACUUCGCCUAGUAUGUGGAAAUUUUGUCCAGGUUUAAUGAAUCCAGCAGAUAAACUGACAAGAGGUGAAUCAUUGAGUUUGUUGAAAAAUGACAGCGUGUGGUGGCGCGGACCAAAGUGGUUGGCUAGUCCUAGUGAUGAGUGGCCGUUGCAGAAACAAUACUGUUCGAAUGACGCGGCGAAAGUUGAACUUUUGAAAGUUAGUGUUAACACGGUUGUUUCAUCGUACAGUCCUGUAUUAAAAGUUAACGACUUUAGUAAUUUCAAAAAAUUACUGAGAGUGACUGCAUGGGUGUUGAGAUUUAUUUCGAAGUCCAGAAAAUUAUCAAUUGAAAAGGGUCCACUGAGUGCUAUAGAAUUACAAGAAGCUGAAGAGAUGUGGAUAAAAACUGUGCAGUGGGAAGUGUUCCGCGAGGAAAUUCAAAGGCUUCAAAAGAAUCAGCAGAUUAGUAAAUCUUCUAAGAUUUAUUCCUUAUCUCCAUAUCUGGACGAGACUGGUGUUCUUAGGGUAAGAGGACGUCUAAAGGAGGCUCCCUUGACUGAAAAUGAAAAACAUCCAGUUUUACUUCCGAAAUCGAAAUUUGCGGAAUUGGUGAUUUUUCAUGAACAUCUUCGUGUCUUUCAUUCGGGUGUAUCAUCAACUUUAGCUCAAGUGCGUAAAAAAUUCUGGAUACCGAAAGGAAGACAGACCGUGAAAAGAGUUAUUUCUACUUGUUUAAUCUGCAAAAAAUAUUCGUUAAAACCAGCUAAGCAGUUAACUGGUCAAUUACCCUUGGAACGUAUUGCUGAAAGUCCACCGUUUACUAAUGUGGGAACUGACUUUAGUGGUGCAAUAACUGUUAAAUCUAAAUUAAACAGUUGUGAGAAAGUGUACAUUGUAUUAUUUACAUGUGCCGUAACUAGAGCGGUUCAUAUUGAAGUAGUGCAAGAUAUGUCCGUAAAAAGUUUUAUCUUAGCUUUGAGACGUUUCCUAGCAAGAAGAGGAAAUACAAAAAUAAUAUUUUCUGAUAAUGCAAAGACUUUCCGUUCAUCUUGUGAAAUACUGAAAUCUUUUCGUAAAAUAAUAAAGCAUCCAGAGCUGCAGAAUUUUGUAGCGUCGGAAAACAUCAUUUGGAAAUUUAUUCCAGAACGUUCUCCAUGGUGGGGAGGUUUCUGGGAACGAUUGAUGAAAAGUAUUAAAGACCCGCUGAGAAAAAUACUCGGUAGAGCUCUAUUGACAUUAGAAGAGCUUGCUACCAUCCUUACAGAAAUUGAGUUUAUUUUGAAUAAUAGACCAAUUACCUAUGAGUUCAAUGAUUUAAAUGAACCAAUUGCAUUAACACCUUCAUGUUUUUUAUUUCCAGGAAAGGACAAGAUUAACUUUCCAAAUUAUUUCCUUGAGGUAUUUGACAAAAACUCUAACCAAAAGACUUUACAGAAACGUAAAUUGUUCCAGACUCGUUUAAUCAAGCAAAUUUGGUCUCAAUGGAAAGAACAGUAUUUAUUGCAAUUGAGAAGUGCUCAUAAUUUUUUAGUUCCUCACUCCCAACAGAACUUAAAAAUUGGAGAUGUAGUGCUUGUUGAAGGACCUUUGAAAAAUAAGUUACUGUGGGACAUGGGUGUGAUCGAUAAAGUUCUCAUAGGAAGAGAUGGCAAUGUACGUGCAUGCAUAGUCCGCACGUCUAAAGGUUGCUUAAGAAGAGCAAUUCAACUACUCUAUCCAUUCGAAGUGACUGUUUUGUAA
This is a messenger RNA of Uloborus diversus, 5010 nucleotides long. RefSeq lists its product as uncharacterized. Gene Ontology annotation, biological process: DNA integration. NCBI's taxonomy places the organism in Eukaryota, Metazoa, Arthropoda, Arachnida, Araneae, Uloboridae. The transcript is spliced from 3 exons. Gene Ontology annotation, molecular function: nucleic acid binding. The record is from RefSeq and is a predicted model, not a curated record. The coding region runs from base 1 to 5010 and encodes 1669 amino acids.